GUUCCUUUUUUGGUUUAUUUCAGAUCAAUUAAAAAAUGUCAGCCGACGUGAGAGCUGGUCGACCUACAGUGCCAACAAUUCCUCAAUCCAAGAGGCCUACUAUUUUAGUCUAUCCGACAGUUACACCAGAAAGUAUAAUAAUCCCUAUUGUAUCCUGUAUACUUGGGUUUCCUUUACUGGCCCUAAUGGUAAUCUGCUGCCUAAGAAGAAGAGCCAAAUUGGCAAGAGAACGAGCAAGAAGAAGAAAUUGUGAUUUGGACCAUGGUGCACUUAGCUUAGUUCGUUUUAGUCCUGUUCAUCGUUUAGCUGGAGUUGAUCGUCCAACGAGAACCGUGUCAUUGAAAAGUGAUCGAGGAUCAAGAGCAUUUCCAUCCUUAGAAUUGGAUACCGUAGUCGAGGAACGAUCUGAUCCUGAACAAAGCACUGCAUUGGAAUUGAGUAGUCCUGACUAGCAUACAAUAUUGGCACCACCGAGAUCUCCUAGAUCAUCCAAAUCUUUAGCGGUGCCUGUAGAUCAUAGCCCAUUGUGGACAGCUUUGACUCAAGCCAAUACGGUAUCCUCAAACUUUGGGGAUACCUAGCAGGAAAUUGAAGACGAGGGAAGUUACAUCCAAGCUCUCGUCCUUGAUCUGCCAAUUAUUUAUUAAACUACGCUUAUAUCCACGAUGGGAGACAUUUUUCUCAAAAAUAUUCAACUAGAACAUUUCAACGAGACACUUUUUCAUAAUUGGAAGUGUAUUUUAAAUUGUAGAAUAGUAAUAAUAAUAAUAAAAAUGAAAAGAAAAA
Molecule: messenger RNA, 786 nt
Organism: Polistes dominula (European paper wasp)
Lineage: Eukaryota; Metazoa; Arthropoda; Insecta; Hymenoptera; Vespidae
Source: RefSeq, a predicted model, not a curated record